CUAGACUUUCGAAAAUUUUCCCAUUAAAUCGUUUAAACUUCAAAAAAUUAUUAGUUUAAUUUGUUGUAUCUCAGAAUUAGAAAACAUGUGUAUAUAAUUAUUCCAGAAAUCGCAAUAGUUGUAUAGUCGAAAUUAAUCAGAAUGCAGAAAAUUAUUCCAUAGUAUCUAUUAUCAGAAAGAAAAUUUGUAUAAAAUGAUAUAUGAUGAAAAAGAAGAGGGGAGUUAUCCAUCAUUUUUGCCGGCACGCUACAUAUUUGCAUUCCUCGCCAAUGUGGGCAUGGCAAUUGUGUAUGGAUUUCAGUCCUUCAGCGCCGGAUAACAAAGAUGUGGGCUGCCAUCCGCCGCCUGGCACCUCACCGAAUGCUAAAGAGGAGGACGGACCAUUCAAUUGGAGCGAAGCCCUUCAAGGUAAACUGUUGAGCUGCUACUUCUGGGGCUAUAUGGCGUCGCAGAUUCUGUUGGCUCGCGUCGCCGAAAUCUUUUCAGCGAAAUGGGUAUUCCUCGGCGCUGUGGGAAUCAAUGUCAUAUGCACCAUAUUCUCACCGGGUCUGGCGAAGCUUCACAUUGCUGGGCUGAUGGCUAUGCGCAUUCUGGAAGGCGUUGGCGGUGGAGCGGCAUUCCCAUCGAUGCACACCAUGAUAGCCAGUUGGGCGCCACAGACGGAACGGCUGCUGAUCGCCACCCUGAUCUAUGUGGGCACAUCGGCAGGUGUGGCGAUAUCAAUCUUGUUGUUGGGCGCAAUCGCCGAUCAGAUGAACUGGGAGGCGGUCUUUUAUAUAAUGGGUAGUCUGACCAUCGUUUGGAUGAUCCUAUGGGUAUUCCUCAUACAGGACAGCCCAAACAAACAGCACCUGAUGACCGCCAAGGAGCGUGACAUGAUAAACGUCUCGUUGGGCGAGGAACAUACUGCACCUAAAGUACCCUGGUGCAAGAUCUUCAAGUCGGGUGCCUUUUGGGCAAUUCUCAUUGCUCACACUUGCAGCAACUUCGGUUGGUACAUGUUCCUCAUCGAGAUUCCGUCCUACAUGGAGCAGGUGCUCAAGUUCAAUGUGUCGAAAAAUGCAGUCUUUAGCGCUUUGCCCUAUAUACUCAUGCCGAUAUUCAGCAUCGUACUUAGCAAGAUAUUGGAUAUAUUACAGAAUAAGAAUAAGAUCAGGCGAGUGACUGCCCGAAAGAUCGCAACGGGCAUAGGUUCAGUCGUGCCAGCCCUCUGUCUGUUUGGUAUGUGUUUCGUCGGAUGUCGUCACAUUGUGGCCGUUAGUAUCAUAUGCUUGGGUAUUAUGGGCGCGGGUGGCAUGUUCUGCGGCUUCCUCUCGAAUCACAUGGAUAUAUCACCAAAUUUUGCUGGUACAUUAAUGGCGCUGACCAAUACUAUUGCCACAAUACCUAGCAUUGUGGUACCUAAACUAGUCGGUUUCAUUACUGACAAUAAUCAAACCAUUCAGGCCUGGCGAAUGAUAUUUGGUAUCACAAUUGGUCUAUACAUUAUUGAAUUUGUUAUUUACAUGAGUUUGGCACAGGGUGAAGUCGAACAGUGGGAUGAGGGCUAG
This is a messenger RNA of Drosophila arizonae, 1550 nucleotides long. RefSeq names its product sialin-like. NCBI's taxonomy places the organism in Eukaryota, Metazoa, Arthropoda, Insecta, Diptera, Drosophilidae. The record is from RefSeq and is a predicted model, not a curated record. Gene Ontology annotation, molecular function: transmembrane transporter activity. Gene Ontology annotation, biological process: monoatomic anion transport; transmembrane transport. Gene Ontology annotation, cellular component: membrane.